AUGAAGAAACACUCGACAGCAUUGCAGAUGUUCGUGCAUACAAUGGUGAUGCAUCAAGAGGCUCUUCUCGUUCAAGCGUCAACUAUCAUAUCCCAAUCACGGUAUGUAUUAUUCACUUUGCAAAAGCGUAUCUCUGACAACACUUUGUCAUCCAUAUUUGCCGUCCUUAUCCUUGACAGUGGUAUUGUUUAUAUCGCAUGGAUAACUUUGGGUCGUGAGGAACCAGCAGCUCGUCAAAUGGUAUUUAUGCAUCAAUUACAACGGCUUGCCGAUGAAUUUUGUGUGGUAGCCAUGACAACCAACCAUGUGGUUGAUCAGCCUGAUGGAAGUUCGCCAUGUCCAGUUCAGUCCCACAAAGCCAGUCAUAUUAUCGCGCAUGCACCCACAACAAGGUCUCGAGGUAAACCGCCAUUGCAAAGUCUACAAGUCACCAUCUUUACCAGAAAAUGA
Molecule: messenger RNA, 450 nt
Organism: Lichtheimia ornata
Lineage: Eukaryota; Fungi; Mucoromycota; Mucoromycetes; Mucorales; Lichtheimiaceae
Exons: 3
Coding region: 1-450 (149 amino acids)
Source: RefSeq, a predicted model, not a curated record